Racocetra fulgida is the source of this 129-nucleotide messenger RNA. The record is from the annotation of a GenBank genome assembly. NCBI's taxonomy places the organism in Eukaryota, Fungi, Glomeromycota, Glomeromycetes, Diversisporales, Gigasporaceae.
AAGCAUUAUCAGAUAGUGAUGUUGUGGUGGAAGCAUCCUGUAAUAGUGGUUGUGACGCAUUACGAGGUGGUGGUGCUGUAGAAGCAUUAUCAGAUGGUGAUGUUGUGGUGGGAGCAUCCAACACUGACA